Messenger RNA from Dermacentor albipictus, 2555 nucleotides. RefSeq names its product sodium-dependent nutrient amino acid transporter 1-like. Gene Ontology annotation, cellular component: plasma membrane. Gene Ontology annotation, biological process: sodium ion transmembrane transport. Lineage: Eukaryota; Metazoa; Arthropoda; Arachnida; Ixodida; Ixodidae. The record is from RefSeq and is a predicted model, not a curated record. Gene Ontology annotation, molecular function: L-amino acid transmembrane transporter activity.
GCUGCGACGCUAUCCAAGUGGCCAGGCAGUGCAGCAGGGGGCACGAGAUUAGACGCCGAACUGCCGUGAGUGUGGGUGUGUGUGCCUGCGGCUGUGGAAGCAAAAGUACUCUUUCCGCUUCGAUGGCCGCGACAAGCACGCAUGCGUUGGUCGAUCGUUCCAACUCAAGUGGACCUCGGACCCCACGGUGAUGCCCUACGUCCACAAGAUGUCUCACGACGGCAACGAGAUGGCAGGCAUGGAUGCUGCGCCCAACGACCAACAACCUCGUGAUCGGCCCCAGUGGAACAAGGGUUUCCAGUUCCUCCUGUCCUGCCUGUCCAUCUCCAUCGGACUAGGAAAUGUGUGGCGAUUCCCCACGCUAGCCUACCAGAAUGGAGGAGGGGCGUUUCUCAUACCGUACAUCAUUCUUCUGAUCAUUGUUGGCAAGCCGGUGUACUUUCUGGAGCUCGCCAUUGGUCAGUUUUCCGGAAGAGGCGGGGUCCAAACGUGGGAGUGCGUGCCAGGUUUUAAAGGCAUAAGCGUCGCUCAGUUUGUGACCAGCUUCUAUAUCCUGGUCGCCUACAAUUACAUCAUGGCCCUCUGUCUGUUCUACCUGUUCGCGUCCAUGCAAAGCCCUCUUCCUUGGACCCAGUGCGACCCCCAGUGGAGCGACGGCAACUGCUUCGACAGCAACUUGUUGAACACCACUGCCGACGUCACCGAGAACGCUUCCUCCUCGUCAGAACAGUUCUUCAGGAAUUACGCGUUAAAAGACUCCGGAGAAUUCAAGCUUCCCUCGGCCUUCGACUGGAGAAUGGCACUGUGUCUGUUGCUCUCGUGGGUUGUCCAAGCAGUGUCCACUAUCAAGGGUGUUCACUCAAUUGGCAAGGUGGCGUACCUGACAUCAACGUUCCCGUACGUGGUGCUCUUCUCGCUUCUCGUUGUCACGCUGCUCCAGGAAGGAGCUGGAAAAGGCCUGACCGCCUUUUUUUUCCCCCAGUGGAGCAAGAUACUCGAAAUACAGGUAUGGUUCAACGCGUGCGAGCAGUCCUUCUUUUCUCUUGGCAUCGGCAUGGGAGUAUUGACGAUGUACUCCAGUUACAGUGACUUCAAGCAUAGAAUUUCAAGGGACGCCUUCAUCAUUACAAUCGCCGAUACAGCUACAAGCUUCUUAGCUGGAUCGGUCGUUUUCUCCACACUUGGCUCACUAGCGCAUCAACUCGGAGUGCAAGAUAUCUCCCAGGCCUUGAAAGGAACUUCGGAUUUGGGAUUGGCCUUCGUCACUUACCCGGAAGCCCUGAGCCGAAUAUCAUUCCUGCCUCAAUUGUGGUCGGUGUUAUUCUUCUUCAUGCUGUUUCUUCUCGGACUUGGAAGCUGCAUUUCAAACAUUCAGCUCAUGGUGGCUGUUCUUGAAGACCAAUACCCCCGUUUGCAGGACCUCAAGGGCUGCACAGUUCUUGCCAUAUGCGUCGUGUGCUUUGGUACGGGUCUAGUCCUGUGCACUGAUACGGGAAACACGAUGCGGCUUCUUUUCGACAAUUACGGCGUUGGAAGAGCUCUGUUCCUGUACGCCAUCUUCGAAGUGGUUGGCCUGGUUUGGGUCUACGGUUGGAAGAACAUCUGCGGCGACAUCGGCUACAUGCUUGGCAAACCAAUAUCUUGGUACUGGAAGAUAACGUGGGGCAUCCUCACGCCGGUCUCAUUAAUUGCCAUCUUCAUAUAUGGAUCAGUGACAGAGAAGUCUUCUUCCGCACUGCCUCCGAUUGGUCAGGCCAUAGGCUGGAUCCUGGCCGCCGUGGCGGUCGGCCAGAUCGUGCUGUGGAUGGCCGUGGUUUUCGUGAGAGCGCCAGGGCCGGACGUGUUCAAGAAAUUCGAGACCACGUUCACAGCGUCCGAAAAGUUUGGACCCAGGGAUCCUGACGUGAAAAGAGAGUGGUUGUCGUGGAAGGCGAGCACGCAAGAUUCCUCGCUGGAUCCCACGUCUAAAAGUGCUAGUGAACACGUCAACCCUGCAUUUACACUCGACUAAGGCGCACUGAUUGUAAAGCAUCGGUCCACUGUCGACGCUGCGAUAGCACCUACAGCUGAACUGACGGUGUAGGUGGUGCAUAAAGAAACAAAGUGUGCGCGGGAUCGUCGCCGUACAACUGCGGUUCGCGCACAAGGCAGCUGUCACAUGGCACCCGCCUUGUCACAGGGAUAGGUUCGACUUUGUAUACUUUUGCAAGAUUACGGUUUCAACGACGGAAAUGUCCUCCAAGGGAUACCAUCGCCGACGAGACCGCCCCCUACGUACAUAGUCGAACUACUCUUUUACCUGAGAAUGGGGGAGGGAGGAGUAGUUUAUUAUAAUUGUUAGUAUGUUUUAUUUAAUUCCAUGAAAGCGAAUCAUUACUCACCAUAAUCUUUGUUUUGUUUAGCUGGUCAAUAUAGGGCAUCGAAAAGAAAAGCAACGAUGGAAAUAGCAUUUAAAACGUGUCGCGCGCAUAUUGAACUGAUUCUGAUUGCUAUUACCUGCUGAAACUCUAAAUACAUGUGAAUAGUUUUAGUAAAACCAGUUGCAAGACAGGAAA